Messenger RNA from Trichoderma atroviride IMI 206040, 4974 nucleotides. Lineage: Eukaryota; Fungi; Ascomycota; Sordariomycetes; Hypocreales; Hypocreaceae. The record is from RefSeq and is a predicted model, not a curated record.
AUGACUGAGGCCAUGCGAAUGAACCCACUACCGGCACCGCAUCCGGUUCUUCCUGCGGCUGAUUUCCCUCGUGUUUACGCCGAAGAUUUCCCCCAUGGAGAUCGUGAAGCAUAUGCUAAAUACUAUCCAUAUGGGCUUCCUGUCACCUACAAAAUGAUCCAUGGCGUGCACUCGCAAGGAGUGGCCCAGACAUAUUUGGAGGACAAUCUUCCUAUCGGCUUCUACGCCAACAUUCCUCCAAAAGCGGCAGCCAUCAUCUCAACAUCGAACGGAAGUCGACCAUUCCGGAACUUGGAUCAGAUUCAACCCCAGCGUCGAAUUCACUUGUGGACCAAAGACGAAAUCCAAGCGAUUUGCAACUCACUUCGCAAGCUCCAUUGGGAUGGGCUGAAGAAUAUGCAGCAGCCCUACUGCUGGGAUGACUUGUGGACUUACUUCGAUGCCUAUGACCUCUAUCAUAACGGCUGUCUAAACCUCUGGAAUGUCAUCAAUACCAUUUGGGAUGAAAAUAAGCUCAUUUCGAUUGACGUGAAGCGCGAAGUAGCCGCUCAUAUCGGCCAUUGGGCGGAUGAGUGGCUGAAGCUGAAGGAGAAUCGCAAGAAACUGACGCAGUGGAAAGAGUCUCAAGGCUCCAUCUAUCGCAUUCUCAAUGAUAAGGACCAUGAAUCGUUGGGUUCGCUGCAAGAUGACGUUGUGCCACUCAUUGCGAGCGCACUAAAAAGUCGUCGUGCCUAUCUUCUUUCUAACAUGGAAGCAGAGAAAGCUGAAGAGCCUGCUGAUCUGGUAACAGCAUUCCGUACGAACAGCGUUGAGAACUGGCUUACUGGACAGCCAGUUUUUGACGGUAGUGGACUGCCACCGCCUCCUGUAUCUGAACCUCACCGUAUGUCAGACAAUCCACCAGCUCCCUGCUUUGAACAGAAUGGGAAACACUACUAUCUCCCGCCAAACUGUUUCUCGCCUCCAGAGUCUGUUCAGAAAUCUGCCGACAAUGUCCAAGCUUUGUACAACCCCCCAAAUGUUGUUUCGUCUCCAGCAACAUUUUCCAAAUCUGGCGUAGUCAUCGUCAACGGUAGCAAUGCACCAAAAGUGCCGCAGGGACCUAUCAACAAAGCCUAUCAGAAGAAAAACGACGAAAUACAAAGCCAAAAUGACACUCGCAGAACCUCAUCGAUGCCAGAGACGUCAUCUCCCAUGAUCUCUAGCGACGGCCUGGAGCUUGGGCGCAGAAGGUCACAGCUAGCGGCGGAUAAUGAACAUUCUACCAGCGCUGAUGUUAGACGAAGCUCUGAGUCGGCAGCUUUGUCAAUCACCGAGCAAGAGCUAUCUGAUACUUCACUGUGUAUCAAGAAAGGGGGACCGGACGCCAAUCUGGGCAAUCCUAUGAAAGAGAUUGCGGACAAAAAGCGAGCAGAGCAAGAUGCUACUCAUAUCAGUCGAUCAGACGAUCCAGAAGUUGAAGGCCCUUUCCCAAUGCACGAUACCACGCGAUUUGAUCAACAUCAAACCCCUAAUGUGGUUGCACCUCUGGUUAAUUCUACAGCUCCGAAGCAACUACCGCCUACCCAAAGAGCUCGUAGGGUGUCUCCAGAAUUAAGAAAGCCCAGUGAUAACUCAUCUAGCGACUCUUUCAAACAGGGCUUCACUCCCUCCACUCAGCAACUAGCAGAACCUGCAGCUUUCUAUAUGCAGCCAGAGAAAGGAGGCAUGCAGCAUCAUGCAAUGCCUCAUGGGUUCCCGUAUCAAAGCCACCAAUUCCAUUCCGCACAAAAUAGACCGGGUCCUCACAAUAUGCCAUACAGAGAGUUUUCUGGAACUCCUCAGGCUAUGCCGUCUCAUCAGUUCCCUGCAGGGAUGCACCCCCACGCGAUUCCAUCUACCAUGCCAUGCAAUACCCCUGCCAAUGGCCCUGAUGAAAGUAUUCAUCCAACUCAGCAACCGAGACAGGAACAUUCAUAUGGCUCUUCAGUGUCUUCAGCGCACAACGGAUACCCAAGCAAUAACCGUCCUUACAACAACGACAACAACAACACCAAUAGAAUAGGACACCGUCGAGGGUCUCAGAGCCAAAGGACUCAUGUAUAUGCUUCUAGCCAGCAGCCUCAAGUUGAACACAAUGCCGCCUUUCAAGAAAGCUAUUCAAACAAAUCUCGGCGACGAGGCCCUCCACAGGACAAGGCCCAGCAAAGCUCUUGGUGUCGCAAUCCUGCUGGCUCAAGCAUGGAGUAUUGCCACUGCACCUGUGACCAGUGUAACGAACGCAACAGAAGUGUUUGGGUGAGAGCGAGCUCUGCAGCUUUUUCUUCGAUAAUGGAUGUACUCUCAUUUCUCAAAUUUGUAUUAAGCACUAGGUUUGGCAAGGUGGAAGAGGCAUUUCCAGCAGCAUCAAUGAAGAGAGAUGCGUUCAUCGUGAGAUUUGAGAGUGAAUCCUCGGUCCCACAAGCUCUUGCUUUUGGUGGGGGUAUCUUUCCAGAGAAAGAGGUCAGAAUCACCAUUCAAUCAGUCCAUCGAUCAAAGUGGACGAAGCCGCGCCAUCCGCAACAACAACCGAGAAAGCUUCCACCUCUGCCAAUUACGCACCAGCAGCCGCCACGACACGAAUCAUUCGCUCCAAGUGAAAAUCACGCCCAUGUUCAGGUGCCUCCUCGUUGUUCGUUGGCCUCAAGCCGUACCUCCACAUCAGAACCAGAUCAGCAUGAAAUUCCUUCCCGCCCUACGAGUACUUCAACGUUACCCAAAGCAGGCUUAUCGAGUCAGCGCAUGGAAAAGCAGAGCAUAUCACCAGUUGUUGAGCCCAAGUGGGAUGAAAAGCCUGUCAAAUUGCCAACUCCGACUGAAAUGGCUGUGGCCAAUCGCGAACAUUUCGCUUUUGAGGAACCGAGAGAACAUGCUGCCGAUCCAACUUCGUUCCCUCUUCAAGCGAUGGACUAUCCAAAAGUGGGAAAUCCUGAAAAAGAGAGUAUUCCAUGUUCAGAGUCGCUUCCUGAAGAAACCGUGAUUGAAAAGAGCAUUAGCUGCGACAUUACAACUUCAGAUCGCGACAGUAGCAAAUGUUCUUCGCCAAAGAUAGUCGACAUUGCACUACCAAAUACUCCUAUCAACUCAACCUGUUCUUCAAGUGAUACACCCAAAGCAACUUUUUGUAACGAUAGUUCCCCAACUACAGGAACGGGCAGUCCUAUAUCCAAGAACAACAAUAGGAAAGUCAAAUCACCUUCUCCAGUUGUAGUGGAGGACCGUCAGCACCAAACUUCGAGUUUGAUUGAGGAAAUUGAGAAUGCCGCACGGGUACACAAAGAAGGUGAUAAUGAAACUACAACAUCAAGUGACCUGAAGAAGACGCAAAAUCCCAUACCAGAUACUGAGAGACCGCCGAUAACCACAGUGGCAUCUCCCGAGAAGCACGUUGAAUCUAGCACAAACGGCAGUGCUCAAAUCUCCAGCUACACUGAGAAGGAGAUAAAAGAGCGAAAACAGGCCUGGAAUAGGAUUCCUAUGCCACUGGAUCCACGAAAGUCCAAAAAAUUAGGAACAACUGUUGCGUCUAGCCAGCAACUAAGUCUACCAAUCCUGAAUGAACCGUCGAACAAUACAACAGAAAAGGCAGACACUGCUACACUGCAUAUCAGGAAGCGGGAUCAGCUCAAGUCGAUUAAUUUGCUAGGGUCGGACAAGGUCAAAGCAGAGCAGUCAGCAAAAGCCGAAGAGUUGGCCAAAGAUGAAACUCAACAUCUUACCAAAGAUGAAUCACUGGACUCUGACCCCAAAUCAGCUCAACUGCCUAUGGUAUCACCAGAAAGCAGAGUUUCCACCAAUAUGACGACCAAGGAAGAGACGCAAUCUUCAAAAACGAAAAUUGCUGGCCCACGUCAGACUGAAUCAGAGGAGACUGAUGCUACUGCUUCGAAUUCGCAGGCACCCGCGGAUGAAAACAAAACGAGCGACACGGUAAAUAGCCAGAUCAAGCCAAAAUCAAAGUGGAACAAAUCCAAGAAAUCCAAGAAACGUCCAACCUUGACGCCAUUGACUGUCUUGCAGAAUGAAGGCAGUAGCCGAGAUAUAUCGCCAUCUGUCUCGGAGACGCCCUUUGUACAGAAGGAAGAGCCUCGAGCAGACUCCCAUACGCUUACGUCGGCUCCUGCAAUGUCCGAAUCUGCCUCUCGUCCUGUGCAUUUUGUGGAAAAGCCUGAGGAGCGCGCAACAGAGCUUUUCAAGGGCCCUAUAGAACAGGCUACGAUAAAUGUUAGAAGUCAGUAUUCAUAUGAUACUCUACCUCGGGGUCGACAGGAGUUUAGAAGCAGCGCGGGCGGCUCAUUGAAGGUUCCCAAAAAGCGGAAGAACAAAUAUCCUGCAAUCACUUCAAAGACAUUCGAAGCUUCCUCGACCAGCAGAUUUGAACCGCCACAGCCUAAGUAUGCUGUAAGUGGCCAGAUGUCCAUGAGGAGCACCGAUGACUCGAUUAGACCGGACUCAGUAACGCAUAUAACGGAAGCAGACUCUUCCAAGAAAAGUCGACUUAACCCUCUUGCAAUGGCUUUUGAAUCUCCUCAAAAAGCCAGUGUUGCAGCAGUGGAUACUGUCAAGGCACCAAAUCUUUACAAAGCAGGCUCACUCCGAAUGAGGGGGGAAGAAGAGUUACCCAGAGAGAACCAAUCACCGUCCAAGUUCAAGAUUAUGCAAAGGGCAAUGGCUGCGCAAAACUCGCCUACCAAAUCUCAACAGCCGAAAGAAAAGCUUGUUCGACGCAUUGACAGCUCAAAGGCGGGUGGUGGUUUCGAGACUUCGUCAAGGCAGCAGGAGAAUAACCCUGCCGAGAUUCAGCGUAGCUGGUCUAAAGACAAGCAUCGAAAUGAAGGCGAGAGCAAAGAGCCAGUCACUUCGAAGGCUACAUCGCCUGGCAAGAAAGCUGCCCUUGAUAAAGAGGACUGGCCUUCGUUGCCUGCAUCGCGUAUUAGAUCUGCUACACUCCAGUAA